Molecule: messenger RNA, 1322 nt
Organism: Sciurus carolinensis (gray squirrel)
Lineage: Eukaryota; Metazoa; Chordata; Mammalia; Rodentia; Sciuridae
Gene: C1H8orf33
Product: chromosome 1 C8orf33 homolog
Exons: 5
Coding region: 138-830 (230 amino acids)
Source: RefSeq, a predicted model, not a curated record
CCCCAGUCCUCCUCCCGCCUCCGAGCGCCUGUGGAACACGGCAUCCCAGGCGUGUUUCUGGGGGACGGAGUUCGAGGGCGGACUCGAGGUCGGACUCGAGCGCUGCGUAGCUUCCGGGGGCCGCUGCGGCGUAGGGCAUGGCGGCUCUAGGACACCCUGCUCGGGAAGCACCAGCAGCCCUGCGACCGGGUACCGCCCACGCCUCCCGCAAACCCCAGCUCCUCGGCCGGGUACCCGACGCCCCGAGUCCUUCCGCUGCCCGUGUCAGCACAGGACCACCCACGUGCGUUGACGCUGUCGCCAGGGCGCACCCCGUCCGCGAUGAAGGCGUCACAGUCUCGAAGAAGCAGCAGCAGAAGAAAACCCAGAACAGGGUCUCUGUGGCGAAUGGAGGCGCGAAGGCCUCAGAGAAGCCCGCCGCAGAGGAACCCCCGCUAAGCGCCGAGGCCCAGGCAAGGGCGGAGCAGCUGGCCCGGGAACUGGCCUGGUGUGUGGAGCAGCUGGAGCUGGGCCUCAAGAUGCAGAGACCUACCCCGAAACAGAAAGAGCAGGCCAUCGGUGCAAUCCGAACUCUACGGAGUCACAGAACUCCCCUGCCUCGGAAGAGGCAGCUGAUGCACUCAUUGUUUGGGGACUACAGGGCCCAGAUGGAGGCGGAGUGGCAGGAGUCCUUGCGGGCCCUCAGGGCUGCUGCCCGUUCAGCCCAGGUACAACCUGUAGGCGAGGCCAUCAGAAAGAAGAGCCAAAGGAUCUGCAGACCUCGUCCAGUAGGGAGAGCCAAGGCCACUCUGAACACUCCUGAUGAAGAGUUUAGAUUCAAUUUCUUUUAGCUUCUCCCCAUCUUGGCAUCGUCCUCUCCCCCAGGGUGGUGUCAGGGUUUGUUGUGACUAGAGCCGUUCUAAGAAUUCUCUGUCUGUUGUGGGAUUGGUUGGUCUUUGCCUGGUCCAUGUAUUGUACUUGCUGGGUGUGGUGGCACAUGCCUGUAAUCGCAGCCACUUGGGAGGCUGAGGCAAUAGACCAGCCUCAGCAACUUAGCAAGAUACUGCCUCAAAAAAAAGGGAGCAGGGUUGGGCUAUAGCUCAGUGGAAGACCCUGGUUUCAUCCCCAGUACCAAAAAAGAAAAAAGAAUACCGUAGUUGGUCUCAGGAUUUGAUUCAGUAGCCACUGGUGAUGAGGAUUUGUGGAGAAGCUACAUAAUUUUACGUUGGGCUCAUUUUUUAAAAGAUCCUGUCCAGUGGCCUCAUUUAGUUUGGGCCACAGAUCUGUGCUUUAUGUAUUAUGUCACAUCACCCUAAUAAAUGGCCUUUUUUGAUAAAACUGGA